AUUUAAUUAUGCGUCCUCAUUAUGCUAGUAGUAUUGCAAACAUACAACCACCAAAAUAAUAAUAAUAUUUUGAAGGCAAUCGAAAGGGAGAAGUAAAUGAAUUAAAAAUGUACAAUUAUACAAUCCAUAUAGAUUGGUCAAAAAUAAUCUAAGUGAGAAGGAUGAUAAAAAGAAAAGAGAAGUUAUUAAAAAGGUUAUAGCUUAUAUGACAUUAGGUAUUAUUCAAUCUAUAAAAUUAGGAAUUGAUGUUUCUAAAAUAUUUCCUGAAAUGUGUAUGGCUUCUUAUACAAAUGACAUGGUUCAAAAGAAGAUGAUAUACUUAUAUCUAACUACAUACGCUGAAUAAAACAAAGAUUUAGCUUUUAUGGCAAUAAGUACAUUUUAAAAAGAUUGUAAACACAGUGAUCCUAAAAUAAGAGGAUUUGCUCUUAGAAAUCUUUGUUCAUUAAGGUUUAGUGGUGCAAUAGAAUAUUUGAUGCCUGCAAUAAAAGAAUCACUAUCUGAUAUUGAUCCAUAUGUAAGAAAAACAGCAAUAAUGGGAUGUGUAAAGGUUUAUUAUAUGUAACCAGAUUAUUUAAGCAACAUAGAGGAGCAAUUAUAUAAAAUGAUAAGUGAUAAUGAUCCUUUGGUAAUAAUAAAUGCAAUUCAUGCAUUGAAUGAAGUCUUAGCAUAAGAAGGAGGAAUGGCUUUAUCAAAGAAAUUAGUAGAUUACUUAUUAGGUAGAUUAAAAGAGUUUAAUGAAUGGGGUUAGGCAACUAUAUUAGAUGAAUUAUCAAAAUAUUAACCAAAAGAUGAUACAGAGAUGUUCAAUAUAAUGAAUUUACUAGAAGAGAGACUGAAACAUUCAUGUUCUGCGAUUGUGUUGGCAGUAAUAAAAGUUUUUAUGAAUUUUACAAAAAAUAAGCCAUAAAUUUAUUAGUAAGUUAUAACAAGAGUAAAAUCUCCGUUGGUUACUUUAGCAUCUAUAAGUGAGGGUAAUUUUGAAAUUAUGUAUACAAUACUAUGUCAUAUUAAAUUUAUUGCCUCAAAAGGAUACAAUUAAGUAUUUGCAUAAGAUUAUAAAUGCUUUUAUUCUAGAGUUGAUGAACCUACUUACAUAAAGUUAAUUAAACUAGAAAUCUUGUCUUUAAUUGCAUGUGAUAUAAAUUUAGGUGAUAUGUUGAAUGAAUUAGGAGAAUAUGUUACAGAUGUUGAUUAAGAAAUUUCUAAAAAAUCUAUAUAAGCAUUAGGAGCUAUUGCUAUACGAUUACCUGAUUUAGCAAAUGCAAUAGUAAAAUAAUUAUCUUCAUUUAUUACAUUGUAAGAUUACAUAACAAAUGAAAUAAUAAUAGUCUUUAAAGAUAUUCUUAGAAAAGAUCCAAAACAUAUUAAAGAUUGUUUGGAUAUUAUUUAAUCAGAUAGUGUUACUGAUUAAAAUUCUAAAAUAACACUCAUUUAUAUUUUAGGUUAAUUUGGAUCUUAGAUACCUUUAGCUCCAUAUAUUCUUUAGACUUUUGUAGGAUCAGCAGAAGAAUCUGUAGAACUUAAACAUGCCUUAUUGACUUCUUGCAUUAAAGUCUUUUUUACAAGAGCACCUGAAAUGUAAGAAAUAUUAGGUAAACUCUUUUACUGUAUUAUAAAUAAUGAAAACGAAGACAUUGAUUUGAAAGAUCGUGCUGCUUUUUAUUAUAGAGCUUUAUAAAAUAAUCCAAAUGAACUUAAAAAAUUAUGGUAAUAUGGAAUUAAAAUUGAUAAAUUUUUAGAAGAACAAAAUAUCAAUCAAGAAGCAUUAUUAUUUGAAUUUAAUUCUCUCUCUGUAAUAUAUGAGAAAAAUGUUAAUAAAUUUAUCAAAUCAUUUGAAUACUUUAAUAAUCUUAGAAAUAAAGAAUUAUAAGAUUAAAUCUAAGAAUCACAAUAAACAACUACUGAAAAACAAGAACCUAUUUAAGAUGGAUUUGAUAAUGAAUAAACUAUAACAAUUCCUAAUACACCUAAUUUACUAGAAAUUUCUAAUUAAUCAUAACCAUCAUUAACUAUUGAUAGUUUUGUAUUAGAUUAUAGAAUAGACGUUGAAUAUUUCGAAAAUAUGUGGACUAGUUUAAAUAAUGGGUAUUUAGAUAAUUAUAUUAUAUUAGUGCUUCGUUUACAAGAUAAUUAGCUAGAAUUGAUAUUGCAAAUGAAAAUUCCAUGGAAUAAUUAUUUAAUCGUUACAGAUUGUAUAAUAUAGCAGCUGGAGAAGAAGACAAUGUUUUGUAAAUGUAUUUUUAUGGAGCUCAUAAAUGUUAAGUGUUUUUUGAAUUUGAAAUUAAUAAAAAUUUGAAUACUGUUCUUCUAAAUACAAGAUCUGAAUUAGAAGAUUAAGCAUACUUAGCAUAAAAAUAUGUUUAAGAUUUUCUUAAAUAAUCAAAUUUAAUUAGUUGA
Messenger RNA from Paramecium sonneborni, 2400 nucleotides. The record is from the annotation of a GenBank genome assembly. NCBI's taxonomy places the organism in Eukaryota, Ciliophora, Oligohymenophorea, Peniculida, Parameciidae.